This is a messenger RNA of Rhodofomes roseus, 955 nucleotides long. RefSeq lists its product as uncharacterized. The transcript has 2 exons. Lineage: Eukaryota; Fungi; Basidiomycota; Agaricomycetes; Polyporales; Fomitopsidaceae. Bases 145 to 771 code for a protein of 208 amino acids. The record is from RefSeq and is a predicted model, not a curated record.
GGCCGGAAGGCACCAGCACUGGUCAAGCGGCUCAUAGCCAUGACUGGACUAUGUUGACAGUGACCCCAGUGUAUUCAACGGAACACUCCGACCGUUCAUUCACCACUCUAUCACCAUUCAAAUUUGGGCUGCUUCCGAGUCUGCAUGCUGUUCUACGCACUUCGGACUGUCUUGGGCCCCGAACUUCUCCACCACCGCCCAGGACACCGCAGUCUUCCUGUGCUACUGGGCUGCCAACGCUGCAGUAUUACGUGGCUAUGCGGGGGAAACCAUACCCAGUGUAUGGCUUCGUGGCAGUGGCACGCCGUUGGCAAGAGGAGCAUGUUAUGCGGCGGUGCAUUUACGAGACUUCCGCUCUGCAGCGCCGAUUCCCCGAUUAAAUACCGCAUGUCCGGUGUCCGCCAUCUCGAGGACGACAUGCCGUGUACGUUCUGCCUCGUCGAGGUGGCGACCGCGCGCGACCUGAGCCCCCUGUAUCUCUCCCUUGUGUAUCUGCGCGUACGAUCCGGCAUAACGGCAGCAGUUGGAGUUUGGUGGACUUCACGACUCGCAGGAUUUCUUCUACAGCCCCCCCGAUCAUGCCAGCCUCAUCUCCGGAUCGGGCGUGCAACGGCAGUGCCCGCUUGCGUUCCAGUGGAUUCGCUGAACAUGCUACACAACGUUAUAUCUGUCUGGAAAGGCGCCCCUUCCUCAAAUGGAGUGCCGAUCUUGCGUGCCUUGACACAUUUGGGUCCGGCCACGGAAUCUCGAACGCAAUAUGCGAUACCAUAGCAUUCGGUGUUCACUUGCACGCAUUUCUGGCCUGGCUCUGACCACAUAUCAAUGUAGGAAUUUUUCGAGAACUCGAAGGCCGUAAGAUCGCCGUGUCCAUGCCACUGGCACCCGCUACACGGCACGUUACUCCAGAUUAUGCGGUUAGCCCCGUGGCUAUUGUGUCAAGGGCAGCUCGCGGACC